AUGAGCAUGUGGGCAACGUGGACCUACGUGCUGCUGCCGCCGGCCGUCGUCUUGCUCAUGCUCCUCACGAUCCCGUUCCCGCGCAUGAUCGCCAAGGGCGUCGUCCGCUUCGUCGACAUGCUAUUCAAGAUUGAGCUCGCGGGCAUCCCCGUCGUCUCGGUGAUCACGUUUCUCGCGUUUGUGUCGCUCGCGGGCCAGACGUACGACCUCCAGAAGCGCUACACGCACCCUGCGUCGCGCUGGCGCUCGGAGCGCAACUGGUGGAUCAGUGCGCUCACGUUUACGAUCUACUGGAUGCUCAUUCGCUUCCAAGCCAUGAAGAAGCAGCUCCUCGCCGCGCAGCGCCGCGACGACUAG
This is a messenger RNA of Saprolegnia parasitica CBS 223.65, 357 nucleotides long. RefSeq lists its product as hypothetical. Lineage: Eukaryota; Oomycota; Saprolegniomycetes; Saprolegniales; Saprolegniaceae. Bases 1 to 357 code for a protein of 118 amino acids. The record is from RefSeq and is a predicted model, not a curated record. The transcript has 3 exons.